Molecule: messenger RNA, 717 nt
Organism: Penicillium daleae
Lineage: Eukaryota; Fungi; Ascomycota; Eurotiomycetes; Eurotiales; Aspergillaceae
Exons: 3
Coding region: 1-717 (238 amino acids)
Biological process (GO): polysaccharide catabolic process
Molecular function (GO): cellulase activity
Source: RefSeq, a predicted model, not a curated record
AUGAACUGGUUUCAUCGCUUCAUCUCUGCCUCAUUUAUCCUCUUGAGUGGACUUGGUCACCCUGUCUAUAGUGCUGACUCAAGCACUUACUACUUCAAGCACUUUCCUACAUCUGGCAGUAUCAAUGCAUGGUACAAUAACGAUAAUUCAUGGGGAGUAACCGCCCCAGGUGGUUCUGGUUUUGUUGCUAUGGUUACUGGCGAAGACUGGGGCACUUGGUCGCCAGUUCAUACUCUGCCUAAGAAGAUCAACGAUCUUAACUCUGGGCAUACAACCUGGUUUAGUCAGAAUGCUGCUCCCGCGGCAGGCCACGGAUAUGAUGCUUGCUAUGAUAUCUUCAUUGACCCGAGUUACGCCCCCACUGACCGCAACUCAAAAUAUGAGGUGAUGAUCUGGGUAGGCUAUCGCGCUCCUAAUACUCCUCUCUCCGACCAUUAUGACUCAAACGGCGCGGUUCCGUGGGCACGGAAUGUGAACAUUGGGGGCAAAGGGUGGGAUGUUUACUUAUACCAUUGGCCUACCGGUGGCGCUCUAACCAUGAGUUACGUCGACCCAAGUAACUCAGGUUGGUUCUCGGGUAGUCUAAAGCCAUUCUUCGAUCAUGGUAUUAGCAACGGCUGGUAUAGCAGGGAUGACUACUUGACCAGUGUUAUGGCAGGUUGGGAAUUCGGCCAGGGAGAUUAUACUGCUACUUCGUGGGGAGCGGUUGGAUUUUGA